AUGCGAGAUCCGAGCAGGCGACUGAACUGCGCGGUCGCAUUCCGCCCAGACUUCCCCUCCGCCAGCGGCCUGGUUGCUUUGAGAUGAGCUGAAGAUGUCGGUUUCGGGGCUGAAGGCCGAACUGAAGUUUCUGGAGUCAAUCUUUGACCCAAACCACGAGCGAUUCAGAAUAAUUGACUGGAAACCCGAUGAGCUGAGUUGUCAGUUCAACGUAACGAGAGAGAAGCUGCUGAUCAUCCACUGCAACAUCACGGAGUCCUACCCCUCAACUCCGCCCAUUUGGUUUGUUGACUCAGAUGAUCCUAGUCUGGCUGAAGUGUUGGAGCGUUUGGAGGAUGUGAGGAAAGGCAGCACGUUGCUUCUUCAGCAGCUGAAGCGCCUCAUUUGCGAUCUCUGUCGACUUUAUAACCUGCCACAGCAUCCAGAUGUGGAAAUGCUGGACCAGCCUCUACCUGCUGGUCCGAUUACCCAGGAGCGUAAGCACGGGCCUUCAGAUGAGGUGACGUCUGAAGAGGAAGAGGAAGAAGAAAUGGGAGAGCAGGACAUAGACUUGGACCCAGACCUGGACCAUUACGAAAUGAAAGACGAGGAACCAGCAGAAGGCAAGAAGUCAGAAGAUGAUGGAAUAGAGAAAGAAAAUCUGGCCAUCUUGGAAAAAAUCCGCAAAAACCAGAGACAAGAUCACUUAAAUGGUGCAGUCUCCGGUUCAGUACAAGCCUCGGAUCGUCUAAUGAAGGAGCUCAGGGAGAUCUACAGGUCACCGAGUUACAAGACAGGUAUUUAUUCAGUCGAACUAGUCAAUGACAGUCUUUAUGAUUGGCACGUCAAGUUAAAGAAGGUAGACCCUGAUAGUCCGUUACAUAGUGACCUGCAGGUUUUAAAAGAAAAGGAAGGAGUGGACUUCAUUCUGCUCAAUUUCUCUUAUAAAGAUAAUUUUCCUUUCGACCCACCUUUUGUACGGGUCGUGUCACCCGUGCUGUCCGGAGGGUAUGUCCUGGGAGGAGGAGCCUUGUGCAUGGAGCUUCUCACAAAACAGGGAUGGAGCAGUGCCUAUUCAAUAGAAUCUGUCAUUAUGCAGAUAAAUGCAACUCUGGUUAAAGGCAAAGCCAGGGUGCAGUUUGGAGCCAAUAAGAACCAGUACAAUCUUGCCAGAGCACAACAGUCGUACAAAUCCCUGGUGCAGAUUCACGAAAAGAACGGCUGGUACACACCGCCCAAAGAAGACGGAUAAGGAGCCGCCUCCUCUAUGCACUGGGAACACAUCUUUGGGUCAUCUUGUUUUUCCUUCGGAAUACUUUCCCCCUCUUCUUGGACUGAACUGGGAAUAUAUCUUUUUUUUGUUUUUGGUUUUUUUCUUCUCACAGAAACCAUCUCGCUGGCUUCUCUGACAAGUAUUCUGUCGCUCGGCUCCAGGAAAGAUUUAACUCUGGUCUCACUCCCGCCCUCCUCUUCUUCCACCUCAGUGUUUUUAGUGCCGAAGGAGAACACAAGGCUAACACUUGUCCUGUUUUUUCUUAAAAAAAAAAAAGAAUGCCCGUUUGUCUUUUUUUUUUUUGGAAAAAAGAAGAAUGAUCCCCCUCAGUUUCCCCCUCCUCGUUACGCGGGAAUUUUAAAAGCUGAAGCUCUUGAAAAGGCACCUCAUUGCACCUGUUUUUAAUUGACUGUGAUCAUUUUUGUUUUGUUUUCUUUAAACAUUGACAGGUACAUACAUGCAUUUAUUGUUUUAGAGGAAUUGUUUUGACUUCUUUUUUUUUCUUUCUUAUUUGAACAUUCUAGGCAAUAAAAAGAUGCCGAUUUCUUACGUUCAUCUGAAAAUUAAAAUGUCCUGCUGCCCCAGAUCUUUUAGUUCUUAUUAAAACCAACAUUUGGCCACAAUCUGAAGACGCUGCAGUUUUGAUCAGGAUUUAGAAACAUCAGCUGAUUAUAUAAUGUGUGCGUGUUUUUAACAGUUGAAGCUAAAAGGCUCUUUCCUUGCCUUUUUCUUUUAAUCACCCUCCUGCAAGUGCUAAUGUUUUUAUAUUUUGAGGUUGAUGGCUGGUUUGUCGUCAACAUUAACAGCAUGUUUUGCAGGCGUCACGUCUCACCUGUUAUUUGAUUUCAGCUAGUCGGUUCAGCAGAAGUGCUGGAUAAGACUUUAAAUAGGAAAUAAUCCGAGGUAGUAAGAACUCAGAGUUCCUCAUCAGUCUGCCUGUUUUUACAGCGAACACGUCAUCUUUCUCACAUGAAGCGUGCCUGUGUUGUUGUUUUUUUAAUGAGUCUAAAACUGGAUUACUCUGUUAAUGUUCUGCAGCUCUGUCGUUCAUUAAAGCGCUGCAGUCAGACUCUCCAUUCAUGACUUUAAUGUAUUCAUCAGGCAUAUUGGAGCGUUAUUGGUGAGAAACUAAAUUUUAAACGAAGGUUCCCAGAUACAAAAUAAAUAAAGCUAAAAUGUUGCAGGGAUGAUGUGCAACAUGUUGUUUUUGUUGCUGGGAAUUUUAAAUUUCUGUUCUUUUUGUUCAUCAAGUACAGUGUUGACAUUGUAGGAGCACCGAAACAGAACCGGUUUAAGGAUCAGAACCCCCUGUUUGGGAUGUAGGACGGGACCAGUUUUUACUUUUAACCCCCUCCCUCCAACUUCUGGAGCCUUUUAAAAGUAAAAUAUACACAAAGAUUAAUUUUAUUGCCCACCAUUUAAAUCUAUUUGAGGCUAAACUGUAGGGAAUUUCCACUUCUGUGUGUUUUCAGUGUUUCUCAGUAUCGAACCACACUUAACCUCAGUAAUGCAAUAUACUGCAGUACUCUGAGUACUGCUGCCUCCCCUCCACACCACAGGACACACACUGUAUCACUCCGACGGCUCUUUUUGCAGUUUGUCAACACUGUCUGCAAAAGUUUGUCUGAACGACAACUCAGGUAAUCCACAACACAUAGGAAGAGGUUGUUUUUAGGAUUAACUCAUCAACUAAUUCGCCCUCAUCUGAUGUCUGAAAACAAGACACGAUCUUUGUUGCACCUCUCCUUUUGUUUUUCUGUAAUUGAAAUAAUGGAAGUAGAAGAGAUUUCAAAAUAAGAUGUGGGGUUGCAGCCGCUUGAUGACCUCAGUAUCUACCGUAGUGUUUUUGUUUACUCCCAGUUUUAGUGUAAACAGUUUGCAUCUGCGGGGAAACACGUGAGCUGAUUUUUUUUUUUCAAAUCAGGAAUAAAACUAUUUAUCUGUGCUCUGGUUUCAUAUUCUGCUGUUUGCUACAUGUGUCGCGUUUUUUUUGAGAGGGGAAGCAACCAACUUGACGACAGGCCGGUGUUCGCAAAGUAUUUUUUUUUCAUCCUGAAUAAAGCAUCUGAAAUGCCAAAAGUGAUGACAGGAAAUGUAAAAAUGUGUUCUCUAACUGGACUUGAGUGUUAGAGGGGAAAAAAAUUGUUAAUUGACUCAAUUAUCAGCUCAUUUUUCUGUCAACAGAUUCACACAAUUAUUAUUAUUAUUAUUUUGGCUCACUUUGAUUUCUGUUUUUCCAGUUUUCCAUUUGAAGAAACUUUGACCAUGUACAGUAAUUUGUAAACUUGCAUCAAGUUUAUGAAUAAAGAAUUUUAAAA
Austrofundulus limnaeus is the source of this 3570-nucleotide messenger RNA. RefSeq names its product ubiquitin-conjugating enzyme E2 Q2. The record is from RefSeq and is a predicted model, not a curated record. NCBI's taxonomy places the organism in Eukaryota, Metazoa, Chordata, Actinopteri, Cyprinodontiformes, Rivulidae.